This is a messenger RNA of Jaminaea rosea, 1713 nucleotides long. RefSeq names its product FAD/NAD(P)-binding domain-containing protein. The record is from RefSeq and is a predicted model, not a curated record. The transcript is spliced from 2 exons. Bases 16 to 1623 code for a protein of 535 amino acids. Lineage: Eukaryota; Fungi; Basidiomycota; Exobasidiomycetes; Microstromatales. Gene Ontology annotation, molecular function: N,N-dimethylaniline monooxygenase activity; flavin adenine dinucleotide binding; NADP binding.
UCCUUGCUGCUCACCAUGGCCGUGAGCGACUUUGACUACUUUGGCAUCAUCUCAGCCGUCUAUCAGCUGAUCCAAAUCAUCAUCUCCUGGGCUUUCUCCCCUCUCCCUCCUCAAGAUCAUGAACAACAGAAGCCCCUCGGCCGUGUCGCCAUCAUAGGCGCCGGUAUCACUGGCAUUUCGUCAGCGGCUCAUCUGAUCGGCGCCGGCUUCGAGGUCACCAUCUUCGACGAUGCGGAGACAAUUGGUGGCAUCUGGAGCAAGGUCAACAAGACGAGCGGCCUCCAGAUCAGUAGCCUGAUGUACCGCUGGUUCCCCGCCGUCAAGUACACGCGUGGGUACCCUCGUCGCGACGAAAUCCUCGAGAACGUCAAGAACAUCUGGAAGCUCUAUCAGCUUGAUCAGCGCACACGCCUCAAGACGCGCGUUAAGUCGGUAACCCGCCACCAGUCGUCGACGGAUCCUGCGAAAGGUGGACACUCGCGCUGGGUCAUCAAUGGUGACCAGAGCGAGGUCUACGACGGUCUUGUCGUGGCUACGGGAACGUGCGGCAAGCCCAAGAUGAUUGAUCUGCCCAACCAAGAGAAGUUCAUGGGCAAGAUCGUCCACUCGUCGCACCUCGACGGCGUUGAGCUUAAGAACAAGAACGUACUCAUCGUAGGCGGUGGAGCCAGCGGCAUUGAAGCUCUCGAGCUGGCUGUAGCCAAGGGAGCAAAGAAGCCCACGAUCCUCGCAAGAUCGGACAAGUGGAUCAUCCCCCGCCUCACCCUCGUCGACGUGGCCCUUUCCCUCAACCCGCUGGGACGUGAGACUUUCCUGUCCAAAAUCCCCGAAUUCCUUCUCGCCAAAUUGCACUAUCGCGACUUGGAAGAGAAGAUGGCUCCGACGGGACCGUUCUACGCUGGCACGCCGAUUGUCAACUCAUCGGCGCUGCAGGACAUUCGGGAGGGCAAGGCAGACUAUUUGCGCGGCGACGUCCUCGAGCUGACGAGCAAGUCGAUUCGCUUCAACAAGCGUACGCGAGGGACCAAGCCCGAGUCAAAGGGACGAGAGAUGAACCUCGAUGCCGACGUGAUUGUCAUCGCGACGGGCUUCGAUGUUCCCUCGCUCGACUUUUUGCCCAAGGACCUCUUCCCUGAAGACUACCAGCGUCCCAACCUCUACUUGCACCACUUCUCUGUCAAGGACACAAGCGUCGUAUGCACCAACGCUGCUUUUGUCGGUGCGGUCGGCACCGUGGGGCAUGUGCACAUCGGUGUAUACGCCCGUAUCCUAGCCAUGUUCCUCCUAGAGCCCUCUACUCGCCCUUCGACGAAGGACGCUCGUCUCUGGGUCGACUUCAUCCGUUGGUUCAAGGCAAAUGCUCCGGGAGGUGCUCUGUCCCACUUUUCGUACAUGGAGAUGUGCAUCUGGAUGGUCUCGUUCCCCUUCUUCCGCCCAUCGCGCUUGCCUUACCUCUUCUUCUGCCUGUUUGGUUUGGGAUAUUGGCACGUCGAGGGACCGCAGGACAAGGCGGUCUUCCAUUGGUCGGUGACGAAGCUGAUCCCUCACUUUAGGGCCAAGAGCUCUCGCAUCCGUAAGCAGAGGAUUGGAGGUCCGGACGCCGUCAAGGUGAAUGGGGCGUGACCGCGACUUGACGUGACCGCGACGUGACGUGCCCGAUAUCCCAUUCUUCGCUUGUGCUCUUUCUUUGCGACGAAUCGAGAAUUCUCAUGC